AUCUUCUUAACACCAAAAUCGUAGAUAAAAUGGAGUCACAGUUGCAGCAAACUCAUGGCGCUCAUGGCCGGCACUACGAUCAGGACCCACUCACCGGUCAUGAUCACAAUGAAGAUGAACAUCACGGGGAGAAGAAAUCCGUGAUGAAGAAGGUGAAAGAAAAGGCUAAGAAAAUAAAGAACACGAUCACGAAGCAUGGGCAUGGUCACCAUCACCAUGAUGAGGAAGAGGAUGACGAUGAUGACGAAGAAGCGGUUGAGGACCCUGAAGUCCAUGGUGCACCCAUGUAUGAUUCGGCAAGGGUUGGGCAGGGUGGUCUAUAUGCAAAUAUGGCACAACCAAUGGAAAGGCCACCCGUGUUGGCGGAGGACCGGUACACACACCCGGUGACUAGCCAUGGUGAGCCACAACACAUUUCUACUAGUCACAAUCAAACACAUGGCCAAGAGGUAAAUAAAGAAAAAUGGAGGGGUAAAAUUGGACAAUCAGUUGGGAUGGAGGAGGAACCGUUUGCACCUAACCCCGGUGCACCUAACCCCGGUGUCACUGAUCAUACAUAUGGAACGAGACAUGUACCCGAGCCUGCUUUUAAUCGCGGUGAAGGUCAUGAUGUGAACAAGGGAGGGUUGAGGGGUAUUGUUGGGAAAACGACGAGGAUGGUCCCGGAUCCUAGUGCGCCAAAAGAUUCGUUAAGUUAUGGUUCGGAUCCUUCGAAUUAUGGGACUAAAGUGGAUAACCCAAUGCGUACAGGUGGGAAAGAAGCAGAACUCUCGCACCUUGAACAUUCAUUCGACAAAAUGGGCAUUGAAUCCGAACCCAAAACCUUAGAUUCCAACCACCCUGAAAAUCUACCACGUGACACCCUCACCGGAAACCCGUCAGGCCAGAGUAGCACCUACGCCAAUAAAAUAUCAUCCUCCGCUUCAGCCAUAGCUGAUAAAGCCGCAGACGUCAUUGCCUCCAAACUCGGUUACUCAGACCAAAACCAAACUACCAAAUCGCACGAAUCCGUCAACACCCAAGGCUCGGCAACAGAUUAUGCACACAUGAUUACGGACAAGGUUACAGGGACGUUGGCACCCGUUUACGAGAAAGUGGUGGAUGCAGGAAGCUCGGUGAUAUCGAAAGUGCAAGGAAGCGUGUCCGGAACCGGAACCGGAACCGGGCAGCCGCAAGUACACCGAGGUUCGGGAACUUCGUCAACGAUGGAGAAAGAGAAUGUGAAUGUGACGGAUAAGGGGGUGUCGGUUAAGGAGCAUCUAGUGGAGACACUAAAACCAGGGGAAGAAGAUAAGGCGUUGUCGGAUGUGAUAACGCACGCUCUCCAUCGAGGAAAGCAGGAAGAGUCCGGGAAGAAAGCGGGCGAGGAUCAUAGACCGAUGGGAGUAGUGACGGAAUCGGUGGAAGUUCGACGUCGGUUGGGGACUGAUCAGCGUAAAGAACAACAUCAUGAUGAUCCGGGCAAUGUGGUUGCGGAUAAAAAUAUGAGCGAGCGGUUGGCAGACGCGGUGGGUUCCUUUUUUGGUGGGAAAGGGGAUGCACCACAAAGAAGUACCGGAACUUCAUAUGUGACAGAUGAAGGUUUGUCGAGUACUCCGACUGGGGGUAAGAAAUAGACGAAGAGAACGACGAGUGAAGUGAAGUGUAAUGGUACUGUAACAAUAACUUAUGUAUGUUUGUUUUUUUGAAUUACAACAAAACUAAAACCAAGCGGUUAGAUUAAA
Molecule: messenger RNA, 1724 nt
Organism: Helianthus annuus (common sunflower)
Lineage: Eukaryota; Viridiplantae; Streptophyta; Magnoliopsida; Asterales; Asteraceae
Product: low-temperature-induced 65 kDa protein
Exons: 6
Coding region: 30-1616 (528 amino acids)
Biological process (GO): response to abscisic acid; response to stress
Source: RefSeq, a predicted model, not a curated record